GACGAGCACCACGGCAUGCUCGCCGCCGUCCUGGGCAGCGAGCAGGCGGCCAAGGACGCCAUCCUCUACAGCUACCGGCACGGGUUCUCCGGCUUCGCCGCCGUGCUCACCAACGCGCAGGCGUCCGCGCUCUCCUAUUGGCCUGGGGUUGUGCGGGUGGUCCGGAACCGGGUGCUCGACCUGCACACCACCAGGAGCUGGGAUUUUAUGAGGGUGAACCCGUCGCCUUCUGGCAGGAGUGGAAUCCUCACCGAGAGCAGAUUUGGGGAGGAUUCCAUCAUCGGUGUGCUAGAUACAGGGAUAUGGCCGGAGUCCGCGAGCUUUAGAGACGACGGCAUCGGCGAGGUUCCGAAGAGGUGGAGAGGGCGAUGUGUCGCUGGAGAGAGGUUCAAUGUUUCUAACUGCAACAGGAAAAUAAUUGGCGCGAAAUGGUACGUCAAAGGGUACGAAGCAGAGUAUGGGAAGAUGAACACAACCGACGUCCAUGAGUACAAGUCGGCGAGGGACGCCGUCGGGCAUGGGACACACACCGCGUCCACCGCCGCGGGUGCUCUGGUGCCUGAUGCCAGCUUCCGGGGCCUUGCCAGUGGUGUAGCGAGGGGAGGUGCGCCGAGGGCUAGGUUGGCUGUCUACAAGGUGUGCUGGGCUACAGGAGAUUGUACCUCUGCAGACAUCCUUGCUGCCUUCGACGAUGCCAUACACGACGGUGUCGAUGUGCUGUCGGUGUCCCUGGGCCAAGCGCCACCUCUCCCUGCUUAUGUCGAUGAUGUCUUGUCGAUUGGAUCCUUCCACGCGGUUGUGAGAGGGAUCGUCGUGGUCUGUUCUGCUGGCAACUCCGGUCCUUACUCGGAGACAGUGAUCAACUCGGCACCGUGGGUUCUGACUGUUGCUGCGAGCACCAUUGAUCGGACUUUCCUCGCAAAGAUCACCCUUGGCAACAAUAGUUCUUAUGUGGGUCAAACAAUGUACUCUGGAAAGCAUGCUGCGACAAGCAUGCGUAUAGUAUAUGCUGAAGAUGUUGCAUCUGAUAAUGCUGAUGAUUCUGAUGCAAGAAGCUGCACUGCAGGAACUCUGAACGCAACUCUAGUAAAAGGAAAUGUGGUGCUUUGCUUCCAAACACGAGUACAAAGAGCAUCCCAGUUGGCAGUAGAUACCGUAAAAAAGGCCCAUGGUGUAGGAGUCAUCUUCGCACAGUUCUUAACCAAGGACAUAGCAUCUUCAUUUGAUAUUCCCCUUAUUCAAGUAGACUAUCAAGUUGGAACAGCCAUACUUGCAUAUACUACUAGCACCAGAAAUCCAACAGUUCAAUUUGGCACCGCGAAAACAAUUGUUGGGGAAUUAAUAGGUCCUGAAGUUGCAUAUUUCUCAUCAAGGGGCCCGAGUUCUCUGGCUCCCUCUAUUCUAAAGCCAGACAUAACUGCCCCAGGUGUAAACAUCUUGGCCUCAUGGUCACCUUCUGUAGCCUUAUCAUCAGCUGUGGGAUCUGUGAAUUUCAAGAUAGAUUCAGGAACUUCAAUGUCCUGCCCGCACAUUUCAGGCGUGGCCGCUCUUCUCAAAUCAAUUCAUCCUAAUUGGAGCCCAGCUGCAGUAAAAUCAGCAAUGGUCACAACAGCCAAUGUCUAUGAUGAGUAUGGAUUUGAGAUGGUAUCUGAGGCAGCGCCAUACAAGCAGGCUAACCCAUUCGAUUAUGGAGGUGGACACGUGGAUCCAAAUAGGGCCGCGCACCCCGGCCUCGUGUACGACAUGAGACCAUCUGACUACGUGCGCUUCCUUUGCUCGAUGAACUACAACAACACGGCCAUCAGCUCCAUGGUUCAGCAGCACACAACCUGUCAGCACGCUCCAAAAUCACAAUUGAACCUGAACGUCCCAUCCAUCACCAUUCCUGAACUGAGGGGCAAAGUGUCAGUGUCGAGAAUGGUCACGAAUGUCGGCCCAGCCACGUCCAAGUACAGAGCCCGUGUGGAGGCGCCUCCAGGGGUGGACGUCGCCGUGAGCCCCUCGCUCCUGACCUUCAACUCGACCACCAACAGGUUGUCGUUUAGGGUGACAUUCCAGGCCAAACUGAAGGUGCAGGGCAGGUACACCUUCGGCAGCCUGACGUGGGAGGACGGCACCCACACGGUGAGGAUCCCUUUGGUGGUUCGGACGGUGAUCAGUAGGUUCUACGUCAACGCGUGAGUAAGUAGCGAGUUGUAGUGUUUAUUUAUGGUCUGUCAUGAGAACACAAGAUGUGUCAUGUGGCAAACUCGCUAAUAUCUCCUGAUUCUAAUGGCAUUGGUGAUUG
Lolium rigidum is the source of this 2287-nucleotide messenger RNA. Its product is annotated as subtilisin-like protease SBT3.6. The coding region runs from base 16 to 2181 and encodes 721 amino acids. Lineage: Eukaryota; Viridiplantae; Streptophyta; Magnoliopsida; Poales; Poaceae. Gene Ontology annotation, biological process: proteolysis. Gene Ontology annotation, molecular function: serine-type endopeptidase activity. The transcript has 10 exons. The record is from RefSeq and is a predicted model, not a curated record.